Messenger RNA from Phragmites australis (common reed), 2454 nucleotides. RefSeq names its product microtubule-associated protein 70-3-like. Bases 227 to 2050 code for a protein of 607 amino acids. The transcript has 11 exons. Gene Ontology annotation, molecular function: microtubule binding. NCBI's taxonomy places the organism in Eukaryota, Viridiplantae, Streptophyta, Magnoliopsida, Poales, Poaceae. The record is from RefSeq and is a predicted model, not a curated record. Gene Ontology annotation, biological process: cytoskeleton organization.
CCGCCAGCCUCUUAACAACGAGAUAACAGCAGCUGCUAAAGCAACACACACUCACACAGCCAGCCACAGCGACGCGGGGGGUGGAGCGGCGCCGGAGCUAGGGUUUCCCCCAUCCGGCAGCCGGAAAGCGGGCGUCGCCGUUGCCCCCUCGGCGCCGGAGGUGGUGUCGGUGUUUCCGAGGCGGGCGCGGCGGAAUCCCGGGGGGGGGGGGGUGGUCAGAUCUGGGAUGGCCGACGGCGGCGAGGAGGGGAAUGCAGCGGCGCCCAGGGGCCCCGCGCGGCGGAGGGGGCCCGUGCGGGCCAGCCUGGACGCCGACGAGUUCAUCGCGCUGAUGCACGGGUCCGAUCCCGUCAGGGUCGAGCUCACCCGCCUCGAGAACGAGCUGCGGGAUAAGGAGAGGGAGCUCGGGGAGGCGCAGACGGAGAUACGCGCGCUUCGGCUGUCGGAGAGGGCGCGGGAGAAGGCCGUGGAAGAGCUUACAGAUGAAUUGGAGAAGAUGGAUGAGAAACUCAAGUUGACCGAAUCUCUCCUAGAAAGCAAAAAUCUAGAAGUUAAAAAGAUAAAUGAUGAAAAAAAGGCCGCAUUGGCUGCCCAGUUUGCAGCAGAAGCAACUUUGCGAAGAGUACAUGCAGCCCAAAAGGAUGAGGACAUGCCACCAAUUGAAGCCAUUCUUGCACCACUUGAAGCUGAGCUAAAGCUUUCCCGUCAGGAGAUUGCAAAGCUCCAGGAUGACAACAGAGCUUUAGACCGUCUAACAAAACAAAAGGAGGCAGCGCUGCUAGAAGCAGAGAGGACUGUGCAAAUCGCAAUGGCGAAGGCUGCUAUGGUUGACGAUUUGCAAAACAAGAACCAAGAGUUGAUCAAGCAAAUCGAAAUAUGUCAUGAAGAAAACAAGAUCUUGGACAAGUUGCAUCGUCAAAAGGUUGCAGAAGUUGAAAAGCUUAGCCAAACUGUGAGAGAGUUGGAAGAGGCUGUUCUUAGAGGUGGUGCAGCUGCUAAUGCUGUUAGAGAUUACCAGCGCAAAGUUCAAGAAAUGAAUGAAGAAAAGAAAACACUUGACCGUGAACUUGCUCGUGCAAAAGUUAACGCAAAUAGGGUUGCUGUUGUGGUUGCCAAUGAGUGGAAAGAUUCUAAUGACAAAGUGAUGCCAGUUAAACAGUGGCUCGAAGAACGCAGGUUCUUGCAGGGGGAAAUGCAACAACUUCGUGAUAAGCUUGCUGUUGCAGAACGUACAGCACGAUCUGAAGCUCAACUAAAGGAAAAAUGUCAGUUACGCCUUAAAGUAUUAGAAGAUGGAUUGAGAGGGCCACCAAGUGGAUCUAGUCGUCCACCUACCGAAGGAAAGAGCUUCAGCAAUGGUCCUUCACGUCGGUUAUCGCUUGGCGGAGCUGAUAAUAUGUCUAAACUGUCUCCAAAUGGUCUAUUAUUAAGGAGUUCUCUGUCUUUUCAUUCAAGAUCAUCUCUUUCGUCAAGCAACAGCUUGGUCCUAAAGCAUGCUAAAGGAACUUCAAAGUCAUUUGAUGGCGGAACUAGGUCACUAGAUCGGGGGAAGGUCCAUGGAAAUGGAGUUCAUUUACUCAACAGAUCUACAGAUGCUGUUAGAGAUAAGGAGGCUAAUGAUAGUCGGAAAGGCAGCGCUGACGAGAGAUCUAAUGAAAAUGCAAACAUCAAUGCAGAUGAAAAAAGUAUUGAAACUGCAAGUAACAACUCAACUGAGAUGGUAUCUGGUUUCCUGUAUGAUAUGCUGCAAAAAGAGGUAAUUUCUUUGAGAAAGUCAUGUCAUGAAAAAGAUCAGAGUCUAAAAGAUAAAGAUGAUGCUAUCGAGAUGUUAGCAAAGAAAGUAGAAACCUUAACCAAAGCAAUGGAAGUGGAGGCUAAAAAGAUGAGACGAGAGGUUGCUACCAUGGAGAAAGAAGUUGCAGCUAUCCGCGCUGAUAGGGAACAAGAAAUCAGAGCCAAGCGGCUUGGUAAUUCAAAAGGCCCUGGAAGUUCUCAGCUUCUUCCUGGAAGAAACGCACCACGGAGUGGGUUGGCACGCAACUUCCAAUGACGGUGGCCCUAACACCAUGCAGCAUUCUUGGAUAGACCCAUUCAGAUCCACUCUGUAUUUGUUCCAUUCAGUGCCUAUUAAUUUUGUGGCUGAAAUCAUAGCACAUAUGAGAUGACCCUGCGAUACCCAGAUCAUGGUAAGAGUAGGAUCGAAUCUGACGCGGCCAUUGUGGGAGUGGCCCUGAGCUGAGGUGUCUAGUUUUGUGGCGCUCCCUCUUGUUUAGUCAAGGUAGUGCACGUGAUGCUUGUAUAGGCUGGGCAAUCUCCGUAUGUCUCCUCGCAUCUGUAAUGUAUCAUGAGCACUCGUUUCUGCAUGAUCCCCGUUGCUCAGGUUGUGAUUAUUGUAUCCACUCACACGAGUGUUGGCGCUGCUAUGUUUGCCCAGUGUUUGCGUUGGAAUUUUUC